ACGAAGCCCGAUCAAUUAACUCAAUAAAUACAACUGAAACGAAUGGCGCACGUUGCCAAUCUCGCUAUUGUGAUGGCAGAAACGUUCUAAUACUUUUAACCGCUCCAGAUUGUUGGUCUUUCUUCAUGUUUGGCAUCAUUAGUGCCGCAGAAAUGUGGCGACUAUCGCUGUGCUUCUGGCUUUUUGUAGGCGGUAUAUCGUCCGCUAUUUCGGUUAGAAACGCCGAUGGUUCACUGGCCGAUCAUUCCCCAGAGCCGGGGGGCGUAGCGCAAAAUGCGUGGUACCCCGGUGUUUCUCUGCUUGGCGCCGUUGACGGACACUCUUCCAAUCGGCUGACGUCGGGCUCGGGUGCUGCAGGCGGGAAGCGCGAGAGUGCGGAUUUGGAGCUGGAGAUCUGGUGUAUCGGUGACCAGCUGACCCUGGGUGUCGGAAUGAAGCUGAACGGCGCUGAGUUGAACCCGGAAGCGCUCACCCUGGGAGAUGGCUGCAAGGGCAACGGGCUGUCCGCGCGCUACCUGUGGUUUACGUACGACCUGUCCCAGUGCGCUACCAGAGAAUCGGUGCUCAACGGCGAUGUGGUGUACAUCAACGUCAUCCAGUACACCCCAGGCCCCAUCAACCCAUCCCUCAAAUGGGUCGAGGCCUUUUCUCUACCUGUGCACUGUACUCUGAACAGACACCAAGGUAUUGCGAGUCCCGUUUUGAUGUCGCAUCCUGUUCUGAUGUCACUUCCUGUUUCCACGCCCAGCCCCGACCCUGGCUUCGCGCUGAGGGCUAUGAACCGUUCCUGGACCGGUGCCAUGGAGACCAACGUGUACCGGCGGGGGCAGGCGGUCCACCUGCAGGCUGCCGUUGGGCGGCUGGAGGAGGAGGAGCAGCUGUACGUUCAGUCCUGCCACGCCACCGCGUCCCCCGACCCGUGGUCCCGGCCCAGAGUACGCCUCAUCGUGAAAAAGGGGUGUGUUGCGUACGUGGUGUCCAAGCGAGGCCACGCCAGGUUCGUGCUGUCCGAGAGAUCCGAUGUGGUCAAUAUAAAGUUCGCUGCCUUCCAUUUUGGCCCUCCUGAGAUCUACAUCCACUGUGAACUGGCUGUUCUAGAGCAGGAAAUGACCUCUGCCAGCAAAUUCUGCAACUACAACCAGAAGCAGCAAAGGUGGGAGGAGCUCAGCGGUGAUCUUGCUGUGUGCAGCUGCUGUAGGACUGAGUGCAAUGACGCCGCCCCAAGCAGUGCCCCCCCAGGUCCCCAGGCGCUCGUGAGCAUUGGCCCCCUCAUUGUUGUGAACGGCACCGCAGCGGGGAACGCCGAACCCGAGCUUUCCGCCCCCCCGUGGAGUGAACCACCGGUCGCUGUGGAAACCACACCCUUUCCACCCGUGUCUGUUCCGACUGAAUUCCCAGAAGAGUCUCGUCCAGGAUACCCCGACGUCCCCCCCCAGGGUUGGGCGGAGCUAAUUGCCGCAGACGGUGUGGCCUACCUGGAUGGGAUGCCGGUGCAGGAAGGGGUCUGGGGGCAGCCCCAGGGCGCCCCCCAGGGGUGGCUGGCUGCUGGUUCGGGCUCUUCAAGCGUCACAUGGCUAUACCCCCCAGUGGUGGCUGAUGGCGGGGUGCUGAUAGUCAGGCAUGUCCCUGAAGAGCCUGGUAUGGACGUGGUGGUGGGGCAUGUCCCUGUAGAGCCGGUGGGUUGGCAGAAUGAGGCUUUUGGGAAGGGGGAGGACUCCCUUGUGUCUCUACAAAACGACGACAGUGACAUCAUACGGCAGUAUCACCGUGACGACCCCUCUGCCCUGGAGGCCUGGAGGCGGGACUCUUCUGGACUCCUCCUGUCGCCGCCCGUCUCGGACCCGGUUCUGGAUGAGUCCAGGCGGAAGCGGUGGGGCGGCGGUCUGGGAGCACUGGUCCAGAACCAGCAGCAGCCAGAACCGGCCGAUCGGAAAGGGGAUCCGAAUCGUCAUGGUGACAAGGACCCUCUGGGCGGGGUUGGCGUGGAGGACGAGGGCCUCCUGGUGCAGAGGACGGAGGUGGUGAUGCACAAGGGGCGGGGCCAAACUGACGCGGCGGUGCUGUCCACGUUCCGAUCCAGUCUGGCGCUGACCCGGACCAAAGGUGCCAUCCAGAAGCUGCGCUACGAGGAAGAGGAGGAGGGGAUGGCUGAGGAGGCGCGAGCGAUGAAGAGGAGGGUCCUGCUGGAGGAGGACAAUGUCCAGCCUUCAUCCCUGCGGGCUGUGCUGAGGAGAAUGUACAAGGUGGAGUGAUUCCCUCACCCAGACUCUUUCCAAUGGUGGCUGAGCACACAAAUGAAUAAAGAAGUCUGCAUCUUCACACUGGGUUUGGCCUGCCUCUUAUUGAAAUAAAUGGGGUUACUGAAAUGCA
Messenger RNA from Anguilla anguilla (European eel), 2370 nucleotides. RefSeq lists its product as uncharacterized. Gene Ontology annotation, biological process: egg coat formation; binding of sperm to zona pellucida; positive regulation of acrosome reaction. The transcript is spliced from 9 exons. Gene Ontology annotation, cellular component: extracellular matrix. Gene Ontology annotation, molecular function: acrosin binding. The coding region runs from base 126 to 2252 and encodes 708 amino acids. Lineage: Eukaryota; Metazoa; Chordata; Actinopteri; Anguilliformes; Anguillidae. The record is from RefSeq and is a predicted model, not a curated record.